CUCUGGUGUAAAGUUUAUUUCUGAUGGACUGAAGAGUCCAAACUGUCAGCUGCAGAUACUGAGGUUGUCUGGCUGUAUGGUGACAGAGGAAGGCUGUGGUUAUUUGUCUUCAGCUAUGAGUUCAAAGCCCUCACACCUGAGAGAGCUGGAUCUGAGCUACAAUCACCCAGGACAAUCAGGAGUCCACCUGCUCAAACACAAACUGCAGGAUCCAAACUAUAAACUGCAGAUACUCAAUGUGGAUCAUGGAGGAGAGAAGAUGAUGAGAGCAGGACUACGAAAGUAUGCCUGUGAUCUCACACUGGAUCCAAACACAGCAAACACUGAACUCGUUCUGUCUGAUGAGAACAAGAAGAUCACAUUAGUGAAAGAUUGUCAGCCGUAUGCUGAUCAUCCAGAGAGAUUUGAUGAUGCUCAUCAGGUUCUGAGUGUUGAGAGUCUGACUGGACGCUGUUACUGGGAGACUGAAUGGAGCGGAGAUAGUGCUGUAAUAUCAGUGUCAUAUAAAGGAAUCAACAGGAAAGGAGGAGGGAGUGACUGUGUGUUUGGAUACAAUGACAAAUCCUGGAGUCUGUUCUGCUCUGAUAACAGAUUCACUGUCCGUCACAAUUAUAACAGAACGGAUAUUCCUGCUGUCCGUUCAUCCUGUAAGAGAGUAGGAGUGUAUGUGGACGUGUCGGCCGGCUCUCUGUCCUUCUACUGCGUCUCUGACACACACACACACUCACACUUACACACACACACCCUCACACACUUACACACACUCAACACCACAUUCACUGAACCCCUCUAUGCUGGAUUUAGGGUUUACAAUGAUUCCUCCGUGUCUUUGUGCACUGAAAAAAAGAAGUAAAUUUACUUAAUUUUGAUUUGGCAAGUUUUUGCACAAGCAUUUUUCAAGUAAAUUUACACAUUUGGAAAUUAAGUAAAUCUAAGUUAAGUAAAAAUAAAAAAACUAAUAAGUACAUGUAACUUGACCUGUUAAAUUUUAUUGAGUAAAUUUAAAUUAAGGCAUUUAGCAGACACUUUUAUCCAAAGCGUCUUACAGUGCAUUCAGGCUGACAAUCUUCACCUAUCAUGUGUUCCCGGGGAAUCGAACACAAAACCUUGCGCUUCCUAAUGCAAUGUUCUUCCACUGAGCUACAGGAACACUUCAAGAGUCUGUGAAAAAUAAGUGCACAUUUCACUUACUUACUUUUUUAUUUUGGAAAAAGGAAUUAGGAAAAGUUUUUACACUAAUAAAAAAACCUGAGAUUCUA
Carassius auratus (goldfish) is the source of this 1259-nucleotide messenger RNA. Its product is annotated as stonustoxin subunit beta-like. Bases 77 to 853 code for a protein of 258 amino acids. Lineage: Eukaryota; Metazoa; Chordata; Actinopteri; Cypriniformes; Cyprinidae. The transcript is spliced from 4 exons. Gene Ontology annotation, molecular function: protein binding. The record is from RefSeq and is a predicted model, not a curated record.